GAAUAGAAAAAUCAGUUUGAAUAAAAGCAGUAUAUAUUACUUGCCACUAACUGUCAUUGUAUGUAUUUGUAUGAAUAUAAGACGUUGGUUGAAGAUGAGGGAAACUAAAUAUCAUUUAGCAUAAUUAUUUUAAAGCCUGGGAUGCAUCACUCCUCCGAUGAUUGACAGCGAACCCCCGCUGAGGAACCCCGCCUACACGCACGUGCCAUCUACUACGAUACUAGCAUCUGAUUGGAGCAGAAAGCAGUUCGUCUGUCCGUUCUUCAUAUUCAUCCAAUAAGAGAGAAGUUGACUCAGCCAGUGACGGCAUAGCACACCAGGUGAGCCCGGCCAGUCGACUCUCAGCUAGACGAAUGGGGAGCAUUCGGUGAGGACGUCCGUACGCCUUGCUCCGCUGGCAUGACGCAGACUUUAAGUAGUGCGAUUAUGGAACAUGGGUUCGGUAAACGUAGUCAAGCCCUACGUCUGGUCGAGCUACCAGGAGGCCAUGGUCACCCGGCUCUAGGGCCCAGCCAGGGGUUCCCCUUCAACACGCCGGCAGUCCACCACCGCGGGGGUCAAGAACACCAUCAGUCGUCAGACAUGUUGAACCCCUUCAUGGACACCAGUGCCCACAUGGGUGCCAUCAAGUUAAGUCCUUCGCACGCUAUGGCUGGUGAAGCUGCCGCCGUGGCAGCUGCGGCGGCCCAUUCUCAGACUAACCACCAAUUCGGGGGACAACCACCCAACGGGUACGGGGUACCUCAUUCUCACGUGAGCCAUCAUAGUCAUGUGGGUGGUUACGCCACUAGAGAUUUUCUCAUCCGUCGGGAUCAUAUGCCUUCGCUAUCGAGUACCUUGGCAACGCACGAUUCUUUGACAACAAAUAGUCCAGCUCAUCAUGGAAUGUUUGUGUCGUCGUCUCAUCACACGGCAGACAUUUUUUCGGGUCUCGAACAUCCCCACCACACGGGACAUGUCAAUGGUCAAGUUCGACUGUCGCUCGGAACCGAUAUGUAUGGCCGGCCUGAUACAUUUAAUCAAAUGGGAGCUCCGCGUUCCGACCAUCACUUGACGGGCACUUACGGAGCUGUCAACGUAGGACAUGUCCCACAUCAUCAUGGUUCGGGAGCCUUCUUUCGUUACAUGAGGCAACCUAUUAAGCAGGAAAUGACAUGUUUGUGGGUGGACCAAGAUCAACCAAGUCCUAAGAAACCGUGUAGUAAAACGUUUAAUUCCAUGCACGAAAUUGUGACUCACAUUACCGUCGAACACGUCGGUGGACCCGAGUGUACUAAUCAUGCUUGUUUUUGGCAGGAUUGUAUUAGGAAUGGUAGGCCUUUCAAAGCGAAAUACAAACUGGUAAAUCAUAUCAGAGUUCACACCGGAGAAAAGCCGUUUCCGUGCCCUUUCCCAGGCUGCGGAAAAGUAUUUGCGAGAAGCGAAAAUCUUAAAAUUCACAAAAGGACUCACACAGGUAAGAUGUAUACAAGUUAUGUACUAAUUUUGCUUUUAAUACACACAAGUAGCUAAUAAAGAUUAUCAUGCUAAUCAUUCCAACUAAAAUUUUUAUUGCAUACUAAACUAAUAUAUAACAGGAGUUCAAAAACUAUUUAAUAUGUGUAAUCCAACUUUAUCGUAGCAUAAUAAUCCCAAGACACGUAUUACAGCAAGAGAAAACGAAAAUUUGGGUCUUAGAAAUUAAUUCCAAUGUCAUAUUUAGUAAAACGGUAGAAUGUUGUAAAGCAGUGCAGGUGGUGUGGGGAAUGAUUUAUCUGAUUGUGUGGUUUAACAACGCAAUCGGACUUGUAGAACAAACCCUGUUUGUGGCCUAGGAACCCAUUAAAAGCAGAUUACGGCCUCUAGGGAGCUGUCAGGUAGAUAGGGCCACCCAAUGAUGGUUGUUAUUAGACGAGUCCCGAGGGAUCGAGAGCAGUUUGUCACUUGAUACAUGGGUCAGGUGUGGUGACUUUUCGCCCCUUCUUCCAAGGGUCAAGAAACUGACCUAUCUGGUUCGAUGGUGUCUUGUUAGAGAUGAACUUCAGUAAUACAAAAUUUGUUUUAU
This is a messenger RNA of Centruroides sculpturatus (bark scorpion), 2044 nucleotides long. Its product is annotated as zinc finger protein ZIC 1-like. The transcript has 2 exons. The record is from RefSeq and is a predicted model, not a curated record. Gene Ontology annotation, molecular function: DNA-binding transcription factor activity, RNA polymerase II-specific; RNA polymerase II cis-regulatory region sequence-specific DNA binding. Gene Ontology annotation, biological process: central nervous system development; regulation of transcription by RNA polymerase II. Gene Ontology annotation, cellular component: nucleus. NCBI's taxonomy places the organism in Eukaryota, Metazoa, Arthropoda, Arachnida, Scorpiones, Buthidae. Bases 400 to 1512 code for a protein of 370 amino acids.